AAUAUAUGAAACAGCGCAAGGAAUAUAGCGGCUUCCGUUCGAGGUUAGUCUCCUCGUAUUUGGAACAAAAGGAAAGAAGAGAAGAAAAAGCUCAAUCUGCAAUUUCAGCGCUUUCCUCUUCGGAUUCCCAUUUUCCCACAACAUUCUGAAUCGAUUUCUUGUUCUCUUGCUGUUGGAAGGUGAAUUGAAUAAGUGAAGAUAUGGACUCGUCGUCUACAGAGGCCGUUCCGGUAAUGCAGGAAAUACUUCUGGAAUUUCGUGCCGGAAAAAUGUGUUUUGAAGGAAAAAGGGUUGUACCUGAUACACGUAAAGGACUUGUUCGUAUUGGAAGGGGUGAGGAGGGAUUGCUACACAUUCAAUGGCUUGAUCGGACACAAAAUGUAAUUGAAGAUGAUCAGAUUAUUUUUCCUGAUGAAGCAGUUUUUGAGAAGGUUAAUCAAGCAUCAGGAAGAGUUUACUUAUUGAAGUUUAAAACAGAUGACAGGAAGUUCUUCUUUUGGAUGCAGGAGCCCAAAGCUGAAGAUGACCAGCAGUUGUGCAUCUCUGUUAAUGACUACAUUAAUCGGCCACUGGAGUUCCUUGAGGAAGAAGAACAACCUGUUGUUUCCACUCCUCUAGAAGUUUCAGAAGGCACAGUUGAAGAAAAUAUCCCAUCGAGCUCCUCACGACAGCCAGUGAAGUUGGAAGACCUUCAAAGAAUUUUAAGUAACAUUGAACCGUCUGAUAUUGAUGUUGAUCCAGAUGCAGGUAUAAAUCUUAGUAUGGUUAAAAAGAAAAAAGAAAAUUCUUCUCCUCUCCUGUCAAGUCUCCUGAGUGCAACUAAUACCAUUCAACUUCAACCAGAGAAUCUUGGCCUUACCUUAAAAAGUUUUGGAUUAGGAGAUUUAUUGAAGCCUGAUUUGAUAAUGCCAUUGCUGGAAACGUUACCAUUGGAACAGAGUUUAGCUUCGUAUUUACCUGAGGGUCCAUGGUCUCCAGAGGAUAUAUUGGAGCUGUUACAAAGCCCGCCUUUCCGUCAACAAGUAGAUUCGUUUACUUAUGUUCUUCGGACUGGACAGAUAGAUUUGUCUCAGUUUGGGAUAGACCCGAGCAAAUACAAAUUUACAGUAUUGUCUUUUCUCGAGGCCCUUGAGGAUUCUGUUUCGAAAACGUCAGGUUCCGAGCUGGGGCAGGAUAAUGAGGAUGUAUGUUCUCAAUCCUUCAAUCGUAGCGACUCGAUGGAUGAAUAAUAGUAGGAAAGAGAUAUUCUGAUUCUAUGUUUGCUAAUCAGUUACCAAUCUCAUUGUUUUGUUAUUGGCAAAGAGAAGUGUUUUGACAGUUUCUGUAUUUCUUGUAUACCUUAGAGAGGAACUAAAAUUGCUCGAGGAA
Molecule: messenger RNA, 1368 nt
Organism: Benincasa hispida (wax gourd)
Lineage: Eukaryota; Viridiplantae; Streptophyta; Magnoliopsida; Cucurbitales; Cucurbitaceae
Gene: RPN13
Product: regulatory particle non-ATPase 13
Cellular component (GO): proteasome regulatory particle, lid subcomplex; nucleus; cytoplasm
Molecular function (GO): proteasome binding; endopeptidase activator activity
Source: RefSeq, a predicted model, not a curated record